This is a messenger RNA of Cryptomeria japonica (Japanese cedar), 4278 nucleotides long. RefSeq names its product tubulin-folding cofactor D. The record is from RefSeq and is a predicted model, not a curated record. Gene Ontology annotation, biological process: tubulin complex assembly; microtubule cytoskeleton organization; post-chaperonin tubulin folding pathway. The coding region runs from base 102 to 3914 and encodes 1270 amino acids. The transcript is spliced from 17 exons. Lineage: Eukaryota; Viridiplantae; Streptophyta; Pinopsida; Cupressales; Cupressaceae. Gene Ontology annotation, molecular function: beta-tubulin binding; GTPase activator activity.
GUUUAUUAUUCUCUUCGCAGAACCGGCGGGAAGUAAGAAGAGAGUUUGUUGUGUUCCAUUUCUCAGGAAACAAGCAAGCAAACAGGGGUCGAUUCCCAGCAAUGAAUUCUGAAGCAACAGUUGCAGCAAGCAGUGCAGUGCUCGAUUCAGAUUCAGACGAUGAGUUGUGCUCCUCGAAAGAAAGAGUAAUGCGCAAGUCCUUUGUGCAUGAAUGGAAAAUCCUGGAAGAUCUUGUGCACACCAUUGUCACAAACGGUGGCGCAGUCGAAAUCUCUGCUGUCAAAAGAGCUCAAGUCAUCAUGGAUAAGUAUCAAGAACAGGGGCAGCUCCUCGAGCCACACCUUGAAAGCAUAGUUUCGCCAUUAAUGAACAUUGUUCGAGCAAAAACAAUCGAAAUAGGAUUUGAAUCUGAUAGCAUUAUGGGGAUCAUCAAACCUCUGUGCAUACUUAUAUACACUCUGGUUACAGUCUGCAGUUAUAAAACGGUUAUAAGGUUUUUACCUCACCAGGUUUCUGAUCUGGAGCUCGCAGUGUCUCUGUUGGAGAAAUGUCACGGGACAUCAAUGGUCUUGAGCUCUUUAAGACAAGAAAGCACAGGAGAAAUGGAGACCAAGUGUACCAUGCUUCUGUGGCUUUCAAUUUUAGUUUUGAUUCCCUUUGACAUGUCGUCUGUGGACACAGCUUUGGCAGGGGCAGAGAACUGCUCAGGUAAAGAUUCGCCGCCGCCAUUGGUUGAGAGGAUGAUAACAGUCUGUAAGGAUUAUCUUUCAAACCCUGGUCCAAUGCGGAAGAUGGCUGGAGUAUUGCUUUCGCGGCUUGUAACUCGCCCUGACAUGAAAUCUGCUUUAAAAAGUUUAACAACAUGGACACAAGAAGCUUUGGGGACUUCCACAGAGGAUACAAAUGAUAUCUUUUUGGUACCUGGUAUUUUUGAGGCAAUGGCAGCUAUAUUUAAGGUUGGCGGUCGAGAUGUUUUGCUUGAUGUAGCAUCAGUUAUGUGGCAAGAAACCUGUAAUCUAACAAAGUCAGUAACUGCUGCUCGAAGUCCACUGCUUCGUAAAUUGCUCAUCAAACUAACUCAGCGUAUUGGGCUUACAUACUUGCCUCAACGAGUUCCUUUGUGGCGCUAUGUGGGUACAAGCAGCUCACUUGGACAUAAUCUAACUGUUGCUGCAUCUGCCAAAAACCAUCAAAAUUACUCACUGCCGGAGGUUACGUCUGCUACAAACGUUAAAGAAGUACAAGAAGAAGAAAUGGAUGUGCCUGAAGUCAUAGAAGAAAUAAUUGAACAAUUAUUGGCUGGGUUGAGGGACAAGGACACAGUUGUUCGUUGGUCAGCAGCCAAGGGUAUUGGACGUGUGACAGGGCGCUUAACAGCUGUUUUGGCUGAUGAAGUUCUAGCCUCUAUACUGGAGCUUUUUUCACCAGGGGAGGGAGAUGGUUCGUGGCAUGGAGGAUGCUUAGCUUUGGCUGAACUUGCUCGUAGGGGUCUACUUUUGCCAGAACGACUUCCUGAAGUGGUUCCAGUCAUAAUAAAGGCAUUACAUUAUGAUGUCAGGAGAGGCCCACACAGUGUUGGAUCACAUGUACGGGAUGCUGCGGCCUAUGUUUGCUGGGCCUUUGGUCGGGCAUAUUCUCAUUCAGUCAUGAAGGGCAUUUUGGAAGAGCUUGCUCCCCACCUUCUCACUAUUGCAUGCUAUGAUCGGGAGGUCAACUGUAGGAGGGCAGCAGCUGCUGCAUUCCAGGAAAAUGUUGGGCGACAAGGGAGUUUCCCUCAUGGUAUUGAUAUAGUGAAUGCUGCAGACUACUUUUCACUUGCAACGCGUUCCAACUCAUAUCAGGAUGUUGCUGUAUACAUUGCUCAGUUCAAUAUGCAUCUUUCUUCAUUUGUUGAGGAAUUAUUACAGAACAAAAUUUGUCAUUGGGAUAGGAGCUUACGGGAAUUGGCAGCAGUGGCUCUUGCUUCUCUAGUGAAAUAUGAUGUAGCUUUCUUUGGGGGCAUGGUGCUGGACAAGCUUAUACCUUGUACACUUUCUACAGAUUUGAAUCUACGCCAUGGAGCCACACUUGCUAUUGCAGAAAUUGUUCAAGCACUACAUGACUGUAGCCAUCAAUUUUCUUCAGAUAAACAGAAAGCUAUAGCUGGUAUAGUUCCAGCAAUAGAAAAAGCUCGUUUAUAUCGCGGCAAGGGUGGAGAAAUCAUGCGUGCAUCUGUUUGUAAACUUAUUGAAUGUACCUCAGUUGCACGGAUACCGUUAUCAUCAAAGAUACAAAAGAUUUUACUUGAUACUUUGAAUGAGAACAUGAGGCAUCCUAAUGCACAAAUUCAGGUUAGUGCUGUAAAAGCUCUAAAGCAGUUCGUCCACACCUACCUAAUUUCAGCAGAUACUUUAGUCAUCAAAGAUAUAACAUCCAAAUAUUUGCUACUGUUGAGAAAUGAUCCUAAUGUGGCAGCAAAACGGGGAUCUGCAUUAGCAUUGAGUGCCUUGCCAAAUGAGUUUUUAUUUUCAGAUUGGGCAAAUAUUUUGAAGACCCUGUGUGCUGCUUGUCUUGUGCCGGACAAUCCUGAUGAUCGAGAUGCCGAAACACGUGUUAAUGCUGUUCGUGGUAUUGCAACAGUCUGUGAAACAUUGACUUGUCCAGACAAAGACUCGAGACUUGAUGCAACCAGUCAGGAGUCUGUAUUAAGUGUCAUUAAGAAUGAUGUAAUAGAGUGUUUAUUUAAAGCUCUCAAUGACUAUUCUGUUGACAACAGAGGUGAUGUGGGUUCUUGGGUGCGAGAGGCUGCCAUGGAAGCGCUUGAAAGAUGCACUUACAUCCUUUGUCGAAACUUUACCAUUAUUGAUGGCAAUGAAAUCAAGACAAUGCAAACAUGUACUGUGGAUGAAGACUCUAUAACUGUCAGACAUGAGAAAAAUGCUUUGUUUGACGCAAAUCUCGCAGGACGAUUAAUAGGUGGUAUCGUGAAACAGGCAGUAGAAAAAAUUGAUAAAGUUAGAGACAUUGCUGGAAGAACUCUUCAACGCAUCCUCUACAAUAAGAAUAUCUUUGUUCCCUCCAUACCCCACAGACAUGAACUGGAAGCAAUUGUGCCUCGUGACAUGUCCUUUAACUGGGUUGUCCCUUCUAGUUCAUUUCAAUGUUUGGUGCAUCUUCUUCAAUUGAGUGAGUAUCGUGUAGCUUUUCUGUCUGGGUUGGUUAUAUCUAUUGGAGGCCUUGCUGAAUCUCUGAGAAAAGCAUCCUUAAGUGCUCUGUUAGAUUACCUUAACAUGUCAAAUGAUGGAGAACCUGAGAUAAACAAGGAAAAGGAAAAAUGGCUAAGCAUUGAUCUUCUCCAAAUUCUUCAACACCAUCCAAAAGUUGACAGGGUUACCAUACCUACUUUAAAGACAGUUGAAAAUCUGUUCAGUAAAGGGAUCUUCUUGCACUUGGAGGUGGAGUGUGCACAAAGAUUUGGUGUAGGGAUUAUAAAUUCUCUUACAAUUGAACUGAAGGGAUCAAAGGAUGUUUCAAAGCUACUCACUGGAGUUAAUGUGCUUGGACAUGUCUGUACAAUGCAAGAGUCAAUCCAGAAUGAAGCACUUCCUCAUUUUCUCUUAUUUCUUAGUCAUCCUUACCCUAAGGUAAGGAAGGCAUGUGCAGAUCAGGUGUAUCUUUUACUUAUUCAACUUGGCGAGCAACUGCUGGAUGAUGAUAGAAUGAAUAAAGCUCUUGAGUUGAUUGGUGAGACUUGCUGGGAAGGCCCCAGAGAGGAAACCAACGUACAAAAGCUUAAAGUUUUUGACAUUUUUAAUCUUAAAGUUCCCUCAGCACAAUUUACAUCUCACAAAUCAGAUAAAUGGGGUUCAAAACAGAAGGCAGACAAAUCUGAUGAAAAUGCAUCCUAUGCAUCUUUAAUUGAUUCAAUUCAUUGAUUCGCUUUAGUGUCAUCAAAACACAAAUGUUAUAAUAUAUAUGCUUCAGUGAUUUUCAGGCCUUGACACUAAAUUUGAUUUGCAUGUUUCACUACUGUUGAGAAAUUGUUUCAUUUGAAGGAGAUCGUGCACCCUUUUGCCCUGAUGCUGUCUCACAGUUCAACCCUCCAUUCACCCUUUUUGUUUUGUCAGCAUCUUUUAUAUGGUAUUACCGACAUCCCACAUGUUGGAAGCAUUCUGCAGAUUCUCCUACUAAAUAUUGCUUGCAUCCCAACUCAAAACACCUAACAAGUUGUCAUUAAAUAUUCACCUUGUGCUUUAUUUAUAUUGAUCAAGAAGCUGGGAAAGGAUUAUUUUCUCUUUA